Messenger RNA from Psammomys obesus (fat sand rat), 1417 nucleotides. Its product is annotated as sulfotransferase 1E1-like. Lineage: Eukaryota; Metazoa; Chordata; Mammalia; Rodentia; Muridae. Gene Ontology annotation, molecular function: sulfotransferase activity. The transcript is spliced from 11 exons. The record is from RefSeq and is a predicted model, not a curated record. Gene Ontology annotation, biological process: sulfation. The coding region runs from base 284 to 1165 and encodes 293 amino acids. Gene Ontology annotation, cellular component: cytoplasm.
GUGGGUCUUGGCUUGGACCAGGCAUUCGUUGGACAUUCCCUCAGUCUCUGCUCGGCCUGUCCUACCUUUGUCCCUGCAUGCCUUGUAGACUGGAGUUUGUAAAGAAUUGUGUUGGUAAUUUUAUGAGAAUUGCAUUGAAUCUGUAGAUUGCUUCUGAUUAUUGAUUUCAGCCCUUAGUUUGACUGUUGCCAUCGACUCUUCUUGGCUUAAGCCUUGUGCUGCCAUUUGAAGAGAACUAAACUGCCAUUUGAAGGAUCAUCUGGACAGUACACACCACUUUGAGAUGGAUCCUCCUAUGUCUAAGUAUUAUGAAAUUUUUGAGGAGUUCCGUGGAGUUCUAAUGGAUAAAAAUUUCACCAAAUAUUGGGAUGAUGUUGAAACAUUCUUGGCGAGGCCAGACGACCUUGUGAUUGCUACUUAUCCUAAAUCUGGAACCACAUGGCUAAGUGAAAUUGUAUAUAUGAUCUAUAAAGGUGAUGUGGAAAAAUGCAAGGAGGAUGCAAUCUUUAACAGAAUACCUUACCUGGAAUGUAGAAAUGAAGACCUAAUAAAUGGAGUGAAACAAUUAAAAGAGAUGGAAUCUCCUAGAAUAGUGAAAACUCACCUGCCAGCCAGUCUUCUUCCAGCAUCAUUUUGGGAAAAGAAUUGCAAGAUGAUCUAUCUUUGCCGGAAUGCCAAGGAUGUGGUGGUUUCUUAUUAUUACUUUUUCCUAAUGAUAACUAGUUAUCCAAACCCUGAUUUUUCAGAAUUUGUGGAGAAAUUUAUGCAAGGACAAGUUCCGUAUGGUUCCUGGUACGAUCAUGUCAGAUCUUGGUGGGAAAAGAGUAAGAAUCCACGAGUGCUAUUUAUGUUCUAUGAGGACAUGAAAGAGGAUAUCAGAAGAGAAGUGAUAAAACUGAUAGAGUUCCUGGGGAAGAAGCCCUCAGCAGAGCUCUUGGACAAAAUCAUUCAACACACCUCAUUCCAGGAGAUGAAGAACAAUCCAUCUACCAAUUAUACAAUGAUGCCAGAGCACAUGAUGAACCAAAAAGUAUCGCCUUUCAUGAGAAAGGGAAUCACGGGAGACUGGAAAAACCACUUCUCAGCAGAGCUAAGGGAGAGAUUCGAUGAGCACUAUGAAGAGCAGAUGAAGGACAGCGCUGUGAAGUUCAGAACAGAGCUCUGAGAUGCUUCCUUUUCUUGCAUCUGAAACUGGAAUGUUCUUCACUUUAUCCUCCAGUUUCUCUUGUUUUGCUUUUCAGUACAAGAGUCUUUUUGAAGGCUGAUGAUUUAAUUUCAUUCUGUCUUUUAAACUUUUACAUCAAUUUAAUUUCUGAAUGAGUUUGACAGCAAAAUCACAUUUCUCUCAUAUAUAAUAUAAGCAUGUGUUCUCUAACAGUGCUCAAAUAUUUCUAAUAAAAAUAAUUUGAUGUCUCCA